AUGUACGUAGUCACCAAAAACCAUUCAUUCUAUUCCCCCAUUUCCCCUGAUAUUCCUCCCCUCGAAGUCAUCUUGGGAUGUGGUGAUCCCGCGGAUCUCCUUCCCCCUCGGAAAGACCAAGGGGAUGUCUAUGAUUCCGCCUCCGUUACCGUUACCGAUAGCGAACCGGACGACGACCUCGAUUUUGAUACCAAAUUGGGCCAAAUCUAUCACGAUAAUAACGAUAACAAUCUUGUCAAUAGCAGCAAUAGCAUCGGCACAACGAACAUUCAACAGAUCAGUCAAUCAGUGCAUACCAUCGAUACAUAUACAAUCAAUAACGAGCAUAGCGGCACCUAUCACAAUACCACCAACAGCAAUAAUAUCAUCAACAACCAUCAUCAUCAACGCCAAUACGUAGAUCGACUCAUGGACGACAUCAUCAGGAAUAACAGUUUCAUCAUGAACAACGCAAACUUCAUCAACAAACGCGACAAAUCCCUCACGAGCAGUGAUAGUCAUGAAGAUGACUGUGCGACCGACGAAAGUGAAUUUGGUGGCAAUACUUCGAAUAAUUCCGAGCGACACUCUCAUUCGGACUACCCAUUGACUCCACCUACUUCUUCACCCACUCCGGAAGAUGAUGACCCCCCUCGUCGACAUCCUCCUCAAUCGAACAAGAACGUCGAUGCGAACCCCUUCUCUACCAAGUCCUUGGAUUUGAGACGACUCCCUCUCCCUCCUUCAGGGGGUGAAAGUACCUCUAUGGCAUCGAAACGAAAAGCCAAAGACAAGGGGGACCACAGAGGUAGUAAACUUAAGACCAAGAAGACGGGAGAAAAGGGAGCAAGAACGAAAGUGGCAUGUCAAGCUUGUAGGGAACGAAAAGCCAAGUGCUCCGGUGAUGAAGUUUGUUCACGAUGCCUUCAAUUCAAUCUUGUUUGCGAAUAUGAAGAAAUCAGAAGACGAUCUCCUUCACCUAAAUCAUCUAGUCGAGGCAAAAUCAGCCAUACCGAUUUCAUCCCUCACCAGAACGUUCCAGAAGUCAAGGACGAGACUCACGACCGAACGAGGUCCGAAAUCGGUCCUGAAGGCUACCUCACUCCUGAAAGUGGUGAUCGAUCCCUCGAAGAAGAAGAGGUGGAUGAUGUGGGAGAAGAGGCGGGGAGAAGGUUUGAUCGGGAGGGGAAAAAGAAAGCGAGGGAACAAUGA
Kwoniella botswanensis is the source of this 1191-nucleotide messenger RNA. RefSeq lists its product as uncharacterized. The record is from RefSeq and is a predicted model, not a curated record. The transcript has 2 exons. Gene Ontology annotation, biological process: regulation of DNA-templated transcription. Gene Ontology annotation, molecular function: zinc ion binding; DNA-binding transcription factor activity, RNA polymerase II-specific. Lineage: Eukaryota; Fungi; Basidiomycota; Tremellomycetes; Tremellales; Cryptococcaceae. The coding region runs from base 1 to 1191 and encodes 396 amino acids.